AUGCAGUUGGAAAAUCACAAGGCAGCAAUCUUACAAGUAUCAUCUGUUGGUGUGCAGACUGUACAGAAAGACGUUUACAACAAACAAACUAAAGAUCAGGUCGGAUUGAAGGAAGAUGCAACCAUUAUAUACAACACCAAGUCUAACCAGAUCAAGGUUGUGAAGACCCCAGGUGGAAAGUUGGUUGCACACCACAUCAAGAAGUUGGCCAGCAGACCAAAGUGUGGUGACUGCGGUGUCCCUUUGCCAGGUAUUGCCGUUUUGAGACCAAGACAGUACGCCUCAAUCUCAAAGACUCACAAGACUGUUUCCAGAGCUUACGGAGGUUCCAGAUGUGCUAACUGUGUCAAGGACAGAAUCAUCAGAGCUUUCUUGAUUGAGGAGCAGAAGAUCGUCAAGAAGGUUAUCAAGGAGCACGAAGAGAAGGAGAAGAAGCAGAACUAA
Molecule: messenger RNA, 444 nt
Organism: Brettanomyces bruxellensis
Lineage: Eukaryota; Fungi; Ascomycota; Pichiomycetes; Pichiales; Pichiaceae
Gene: RPL34A
Product: 60S ribosomal protein L34A
Exons: 2
Coding region: 1-444 (147 amino acids)
Biological process (GO): translation
Cellular component (GO): ribosome
Molecular function (GO): structural constituent of ribosome
Source: RefSeq, a predicted model, not a curated record